CUCAAGGCCAUUCUUUUACAGAGAGAUAGCGAGGACAAUCAACUAGACCCAGUGUACUACGCGAGCUGAAAAACCAGGGGAGCUGAGAAAAGGUCAUUACAGACUGUAAGGCGUUCGUGCAAACAAUGUCAAAGAAAGAGGUUUGCCCAAGAGUAGCGCAUUGGGCUUUACAGCUGAAGGAGUUCAACUACUCCGUAGAACAUCGUUCAGGUGCUUCGAUGCGACAUGCGGACGCCCUCAGUUGCUAUCCCGUUGAAUGCCUCAUUCUUCAAAGGACCGAAGACGCUUUAGUGGCACAGAUCAAACGCGCGCAAGCGGAAGACCCUGACGUGCAGCGGAUCAUAAAAUCCGCGGGAAACCGCGACAAUCAAGAAUUUGUGUUGUCAGACGGAGUACUCUACAAGCGAGUCAAAGGCGAUUUUCUUUUAGUCGUACCUAGAUCUAUGCAAUCGGAAGUGAUUCUACAAGAGAGGAGCCAUUUUGGGUGGCGGAAUACGGAGUAUCAAAUACGAGCAAAGUAUUGGUUACUGGAUCUACGUCCAAAAGUGCAGCAGAUUGUGGGCAAUUCCAUUCGCUGCCUGUUAGCAGAAAGAAAGCAGGGCAAAGCCGAAGACUUUUUGCAGCCCCGGGCUAAGGAAGACAGACCAUUAGAGACGUACCAUCUCGAUCAUCUGGGUUCGAUACCAUCGACCAAGAAAGGUUACUGUCAUAUUCUGGUGGUAAUAGACGCAUUCACUAAGUUCGUCUGGUUAUAUCCGACCAAAUCUACGACGACCGGCGAAGUGAUUACCCGACUAAGCAAGCAGGCAGUGAUCUUCGGGAAUCCACCUCGGGUUAUAACAGACAGAGGGACAGCGUUCAGUUCACACGCGUUCCGCGAAUACUGCGAAGCGGAAAAUAUAGAGCACUUAAUGAUAACUGCCGGCGUGCCACGUGCCAAUGGUCAGGUGGAGAGAAUCAAUCGCUCCAUCAUUUCUAUAUUUACCAAGUUAUCCCUACAGAAUCCAACGGAGUGGUUUAAGCAUCUAAACGGAGUGCAACAAGCAAUCAAUUCUUCAUAUAAUCGUAGCGUUGGCAUGACGCCGUUUGAGUUGCUGAUCAGACGAAACAUGCGGUUGAAGAACGACCUAAAAUUACGGGAACUCCUCAAGGAAGCGACUGUCGAAGCUUUUCAUCAAGAAAGGUCAGAGCUGCGGCGCAGAGCCAAAGAAAAACAUCUUGAAGAUUUAAGAGGAAAACCGGAAGACUUACAACCGUAAGCGCAAAAAGCCUUCCAAGUACCGAGUUGGAGAUGUUGUGGCUAUUCGACGAACGCAGUUAGGUCCCGGACUCAAAGUCCGACCCAAGUUUUUGGGGCCUUAUCGAGUAACCACCGAACUGCGAAACGAUAGAUACAUCGUCGAGAAACUGGGCGGGUGCGAAGGACCUAACCGGACGAGUACCUCGAUCGAUUACAUGAAGCCGUGGCCAAAGCAUCGAGGGGUGGAUCUCGAUUCUGAUGGACUGUCAAACGACGACACGGAGAGUCAGGACCAGAUAUCAGGCAACAUCGGGGCCGAUGCCAUCUGUCGAAUAGCCGAGUGUGGGAACGGAGGAUUUGGCGCGGUUGGCAACACUGAGGACCAGUGGAAGAAGCGGGUUUUAGAGCAGGGAGGGGGAAAAAAGCGGCAGUAGAAAAGAAGAGUCUCCCGCGAACGGUCGAAUGAUCACGGUUACAAAUAAAGUUUCUAUUACUCAGUAAA
Monomorium pharaonis (pharaoh ant) is the source of this 1742-nucleotide messenger RNA. RefSeq lists its product as uncharacterized. Bases 126 to 1259 code for a protein of 377 amino acids. Gene Ontology annotation, biological process: DNA integration. The transcript is spliced from 2 exons. NCBI's taxonomy places the organism in Eukaryota, Metazoa, Arthropoda, Insecta, Hymenoptera, Formicidae. Gene Ontology annotation, molecular function: nucleic acid binding. The record is from RefSeq and is a predicted model, not a curated record.